Phascolarctos cinereus (koala) is the source of this 2963-nucleotide messenger RNA. Its product is annotated as magnesium transporter NIPA2-like. Gene Ontology annotation, biological process: magnesium ion transport. Gene Ontology annotation, cellular component: membrane. The record is from RefSeq and is a predicted model, not a curated record. NCBI's taxonomy places the organism in Eukaryota, Metazoa, Chordata, Mammalia, Diprotodontia, Phascolarctidae. Gene Ontology annotation, molecular function: magnesium ion transmembrane transporter activity.
CGCAGGUGCUGCGGGAGGGCGGUUCGCGGGCCUGCCUCCCUCCCUCCUUCCUUCCUGCCUCUCUCCCUUCCCUCCCUCCCUCCCUCCUCGUGUGGGCGAGGCGAGGUCGGGGCCUGGGGAGCACGCGCUCGGCUUUGGGAGAAAGGACCAGUGCUGGCCAGAGAUGAUGGCUGGCCAAAAUAACUUCUAUAUUGGUCUGAGCUUGGCUCUCAGCUCCAGCAUUUUCAUUGGUGCAAGCUUCAUCCUGAAGAAGAAGGGACUUCUUAAGAUUGCCAGCAGAGGCUCUGUGAGAGCAGGUCAUGGUGGCCAUGCAUACCUAAAGGAGUGGCUCUGGUGGGCUGGACUACUAUCCAUGGGGGUCGGAGAAGCUGCCAAUUUUGCUGCCUAUGCUUUUGCCCCAGCCACACUAGUAACACCCCUGGGUGCACUGAGUGUGUUAGUGAGUUCCAUUUUGUCCUCUUACUUCUUGAAUGAAAAGUUGAACAUUCAUGGGAAGAUUGGUUGUGUGCUAAGUAUUCUGGGCUCAACGAUGAUGGUGAUCCAUGCCCCCCAGGAGGACAUGAUCUUCACCUUGGCAGAGAUGUCUGAGAAGCUGAGAAGUCCAGGAUUCAUUGGAUUUGCCAUAUGUGUGCUGGCAAGUUCCACUGCCCUUAUCUUUGUGGUAGGACCUCGAUAUGGCCAUAGUAAUGUCCUGGUGUACGUUCUGAUCUGCUCCUCAAUUGGUUCCCUUUCUGUGUCCUGCGUCAAGGGUUUGGGCAUCUCCCUGAAGGAGCUUUUUUCAGGGAAGUCUGUCCUGAAGGAACCCCUUGGUUGGGUGCUGCUGUUUUGUCUGGUGGUUUGUAUAAGCAUUCAGAUCAACUAUCUGAACCGGGCUUUGGACAUUUUCAAUACCUCGAUAGUCACUCCCAUCUAUUAUGUCCUUUUCACCACAGCUGUCAUGACUUGCUCUGCCAUUCUCUUUAAGGAAUGGCAAUAUAUGGUCCUAGACAGUAUCAUUGGCACAAUCAGCGGUUUCUUAACCAUAGUUUUUGGCAUUUUCCUUCUUCAUGCCUUUCGAGAUAUCCCUUUUUCUCCUGACCUGAUAUAUUUUUCUCUGAGGUCAAAUUCAGGUAAUUCCCGUGCUCCUCCCUGGAGGGAAAACAAAAGGCAAAAUCAGCCUCUUCUAGAUGGAGAUGAUCCCAACAAAGAGUUCCAGAACAUUGUGGUUGAAUAUCUGUGAAUAAUCUUAGGCAGAACACUCCCUGUUUCUGUUGGGUAAGGUGGCCUUUGUACUUUUACUUAAGAUCUGCCCAGGCCUCUGACAUCCAGCCAGACCAGAUCAAAUUAUAUUGUGGAGAGGAGCAAAUUAAUACCUAACUAGUAAGCAGUGGAACAGCAGAACCUUCCCAACUGCCAUGUUGUUUCUAAAGUCUCAUUUGCUUCACUUGCCUAAUAUGCUGAGUUAUUGUAAGACAUGCUGCUAGAUGUAUAUGUGGUUGUAUAUGUAUACUGGUGAAGUAUUUGUGAAAAGAACCAUCUAUCUCUCAUCACUAGUUCAUACAGAAACCUAAAAGCACUGAUGUUAGUCUGAUUUACUUGUUACAGUUUGAGAAUUCGAAUGUUUUAAGUGUUUAGUGAAGGCUAGGUUUUUAAAAAAUGUUUUUAAAGGUGUUUUUAUGUCACUUUCAGUGCUAACUGAAUCCUGACCAUCCUGAAGUUUAUAUCAAGGACUUGAGUAUAAUUACUAAUAACUGCUGGCUGCUACCACCUGCCUGGUAAGAGGAUUUAAUUCUAAAAACCACAUUCCAGAGAUUAUUAACCUCCACUCCCACCCCAAUCCCAUCCCCAAGCUGAAGGGCAAAGAUUAUUUAGCUACCCAGUCCUAGCUGGCCCAGUUUUAUACUUAGAGAGCUGGUUCUGCCCAGUUCCUGUAAAUUAUACUGUUAAAGUACAUUCAGAGUCGCUUGUAAAUGUAAAAUGUUCGAGACCAAGGAGAGAAGCAGCUUAAAUGGCCCCAGAUGUGAGUUUUUGGCUUGGCUUAGAGCAAAGAGUUCUCUGGUCCUUCACCAUUUCCCUGAAGACUUCCAGAUUUAGUGGCAGCCUCCACACCAGCAUGAACAGCAGUUAUAGGGAUUAUGCUUCCUGUCUGCAAACCACCUUGGAGUUUGGAGUGUUCUUGCCUGGAAUAGUAGUGAUGUAUGGAGUCUAUAGGAGGCUCGUGGUGUGUUUGAAAGAGAUAAGUAAUCACUAGAAUGUAAGCUCCUUGAGGGCAGGGGACACUCUGGUUUUUAUUUGAUGCUUAAUAAAUGUGGAUUCUUGAUGAGCAAUAUAGGCAUUUCUGUUCCUGUUCUUCAUUCUAGGGAUAGCUUCAGUCUGGGGAAAAGUGAAACCGCAGUGUGCCUGCAACUUUGAGCUCAGUUUCCUCUAGCUAGUUAUAGAUUCCUUAAAUAGCCUUACAGAAAAGGUCCAUGAAUCAUCUCUUUGUCACCCAUUAAGGACAAAGGAUUUCAUUUCACAGGUCAUCGGUACCUUAGUUUUGGAGAGUUGCCUGGGGGAGACCAAAAUGAACUGGCCUGGCCAGGGUCACACAGCCAGUUUAACAGAUAACAGCCAAGGCCAGCCCUCUCUGCUAAGCUAGCUGCUUCAUCAUCUGUGUUAGACAACUAUUGGUUAAUCCAUGGUCCGUGCAAAGGAUAUGACUUAUUAUAUAUGGCUGAAAGAAUCUAGAAUUGUUCUAUUUGUAAAGCAUCAUAGGAGUGAGAAGCUGGUCCACUUCCUUCAUUUUACAGGUGAGGAAGCUGAGACUGAGAUUAAUGAGUCCAGGGUCACACAGACACUAAGGGGCAGAGCUGAUGCAGCCUUUGAUGAUUCUGUUUCUCAAGAAGGGCAGCUAGGUGGCACUGAAGUGGAUAGAGUGAAUGAGGCUGGAGUCUGGAAUACUCAUUUUCCUGAAUUCAAAUCCAGCCUCAAGACACUUCCUAGCU